CAGCACGGGGUUUCCGCCAUUUUAACUUCCUGCAUUCAAAGGAGAGUAGUCUGUCGAACUGUACUCACGGCGCGUUACUAUUCUUAAUUUUUAAAAGGGGGUUAUUUUGUUUUUCUUUCCUAAAAGAGGCACAAACAAACCACAUCGAGUGGUUUCCGACCGUUUUCGUAGGUUAGUUUCAGCCGGGGAGUCGCAAUGCCGAGCCAUCCGCUGAGGGUAGCGGUUGUGUGCUCUAGCAACCAGAACCGCAGUAUGGAAGCGCACAAUAUCCUCAGUAAACGUGGAUUUGAAGUGCGCUCAUUCGGGACUGGUUCUCACGUGAAGCUGCCCGGUCCUGCCCCAGACAAGCCUAAUGUGUAUGACUUCAAGACAACAUAUGAACAGAUGUACAACGACUUGGUCCGCAAGGACAAGGAACUAUACACACAGAACGGAAUCCUGCACAUGCUGGACCGAAAUAAGCGUAUCAAAUCCAAGCCAGAGCGCUUCCAGAGCUGCAAAGACAAUUUUGACCUGGUCAUCACCUGUGAGGAGCGCGUCUAUGACCAAGUGCUGGAGGAUCUCAACUCGCGGGAGCAGGAGACCAUGCAGCCCGUGCAUGUCAUCAAUGUUGACAUUCAGGACAACCAUGAAGAAGCCACGCUGGGCGCCUUCCUCAUCUGCGAGCUAUGUCAAUGUAUUCAGCACACGGACGACAUGGAGAAUGAAAUUGAUGAACUCUUGCAAGAGUUUGAGGACAAGAGCAGCAGGGCUUUCCUUCACACCGUCUGCUUCUAUUGACAGCUGCAAUAAGCACACGAAGGACCCCCGCAAACCAACGGCAAAUAACGUGACAAUGAUAUGGCGUGUGCAGCGCCGAACGAAAGCAAUUUCGCAAUCACGUGGUCGCCCUCCGCGGGCCACGCCGACUCGCCGCUGCUCCCCUUGCCUUUUUAUUCCUCCUGAUCAAGGUCAGCCACGCCUCCUCAGGGAGUGCCAUAACGCCCAGUCCCGCCGUUUUGUUAAAUGCAGCCUCCUAAACAUGAUUCCGUUUUUUUCUUUCUCCCCUCCAGGUGAUCUAUUUUUCGGUUAUUGUUUCAAUUUCAUGUCAACUUUUUAUUUUGACAUUUGGAACUCGAGAUGUGUUUUAUUAAGGCAGGAGGGGGGAAAAUGAACUGAGAAUGCUUUUGUUUUGUGUUUUAGUUUAAGUUAAAAGGACGAGCUAGUGAAUAACCAAAGCUCGGCCUCUCUGAGGCAAUGUGUGCUGUUGACUUGAUACAUAAACUUGGAUAUGAUGUCGUUCAGGGCAUACUUUAUUUUGUAUGUGUAAAAAUGAUGCAUUGUCAGCUCAGAGUGCCUGAUUUGUACAUAGGAGUAUACUAAAAGAAUCUAUAAGAACCA
Messenger RNA from Hippocampus zosterae (dwarf seahorse), 1380 nucleotides. It is a transcript of the gene ssu72, whose product is annotated as SSU72 homolog, RNA polymerase II CTD phosphatase. The record is from RefSeq and is a predicted model, not a curated record. Lineage: Eukaryota; Metazoa; Chordata; Actinopteri; Syngnathiformes; Syngnathidae. Gene Ontology annotation, biological process: termination of RNA polymerase II transcription. Gene Ontology annotation, molecular function: RNA polymerase II CTD heptapeptide repeat phosphatase activity. The transcript is spliced from 5 exons. Gene Ontology annotation, cellular component: nucleus; mRNA cleavage and polyadenylation specificity factor complex. The coding region runs from base 196 to 780 and encodes 194 amino acids.